Messenger RNA from Neogale vison (American mink), 1042 nucleotides. RefSeq names its product putative MORF4 family-associated protein 1-like protein UPP. The transcript has 2 exons. Bases 1 to 348 code for a protein of 115 amino acids. Lineage: Eukaryota; Metazoa; Chordata; Mammalia; Carnivora; Mustelidae. The record is from RefSeq and is a predicted model, not a curated record.
AUGCCAACGGCGGAAGCGGACGAGCGGCGGAAGCCCGAGAGGCCUUGUGGCCGCACCCCAAGCCCCGCAUGCCCGGAGGUCGCCGCCCUGGAGCGCGAGCGCGUGCGCGCGCACCUGCGGGCCCGCCGGACGCUGCUGGAGGUGGCGAACCUGCUGGACGAGCUGCAGAGCGAGGUGGACACCUCGGCGGAGGGUGUCCGGGGCCCCGGCCGCUGUGCUGCCGGCGAAGCGGAGGAGCGGGUGCUGCAGCUGUGCCAGAAGGCGGAGAGGAAGGCAGCCGAGGCCGCGCUGGUGGGGCGGAGGAUCGUAGAGCUCCACUGGCAGAUAGACCGCUGCGGGUGCUCCUGAAGGAUGCGGGGGCGGAGGCUUGAGGUCAGAGUUCUGCAAGACAGAAGACAUUGCCUGGCUGCAGCUGCUGAAAGGAGAGCCCAGACCGGCCAAGGAUGUGGAUGCCGCUGCUUUGGAUCAGAUUGAGAAGCCCCUGGAGGGUUGUUGGGCAUGGAGAGCGGUGGGGUCUGCAUUUUCAGAUUCUGUAGUCUGUCAGAUCAAAGGAGGAGAGUUGUGUUCUUUUCAUUUUUGUUUGCUUGUUUCUUUUUUUCAGAAAUGUAGUUUUUCUGUGGCAUGUUAACUGGUGCACAUCUUGUAACCUGUCUGGUGAGUAACCUAGAAUAAGGGAUGAGUUCUAGGUACUGUGUGUAUUGGCUGACUUUGGGGCACGCUUUUUUGAUGUAAUCAUGCAUUUCAGGAGCUUCUCUGCCACAGCUGCCUGUGACAUGUGCAUGACCUGGAGGGUUUGGGGAGGGGAGCAUGGGUCUGACCCUGGCAGGCCCCAGAAUGAUAGCAGGAAGCUUCUUCCAGGCUGAGAUGAUAUCUAGCCUUGGUCCUCACAGGCUGAGACCAGAGCUCUAGCUUUCUUUGAUAAUGUUCAGUUGCCUGGAAAAACAAAUGCUGAAAGCCAGUUUUUAGAACCCUUGUGCAAAUAACCCAAGCCAUUGACUUGGCCAAGAAAAGGUGAGAGGAAUAAAUUCUUUUCAGAGUAAAA